UGUAAGUAAAAUAUUAAUCUCCUCUACAGUGGUGAGAAUUUUAUGGACUUCCAGGUCUCAAGAGAAAAGUGGUGUUUCAACAGGUGACCAAAUUGUAUGUUUUCUGGUCUUUACAGGUCAACAUACAGAGCUGCAAUAUCUCAAGUUGAUAUAAUGAACAACCAGGAGGAUGGUGUUCUACAUUGCUGGAGAUGUAGGAAAUAUAUAGCAAAUUCUAUUUUUCUUGCAAAAUGUAAUGGGAAAAAACCAUCCAAAAUAUCACAAUCUUCAGCUGCUGCUCAGAAUUCUUGCAAUGUAUGGCAUGUGAGCUUAAAAGCCAUUCCAGAGUGGGUGAAAUGUGUCAUUGAAAAGGCACAGUGGACAAUUGGAAAACUGCACUGUCCAUUCUGUGAGGCCUGCUUGGGGGGCUUUAACUUUGGUUGCAACAAUGAAUGUUCCUGUGGACAGUUAGUAAAUAGAUAUUUAUGCAACACUUGGACUGAGCAUCAGCCACCUUUCUCUGUUAAAUUGUCAAAAUCAUCAGAAAAACAUUUGCUUCUCAAAAUUCAGUCGGGUUUUAAUAAGGAUACGUGCCAUGAAGUGGUAACUGCAACUUUAGAAAUCAAAAAUUACGGACUUUCCUACACAGCUGGAAGUAAUAACAGUGCUGGAAGAUUAACAGAAGCACUUUGUCUAGAAGCAAGAGCUCCCAGGUAUGAGAUAGAAAGUACAAAACUUCCCUUAAAGGCAUUAAGUGAAAAAAGAAAUCUUCCAUCUUCCUAUCCUAUAAAAGAUGCAUACACUGUAAGUCCUUUUCACAGAAGAUCACGUAGCUUGGAUUUAAAUAUCAGAGAAAGACUUGUUUUGUCACCUAUGUUUUAUGAAACUUGCAGCAUGGGAACACUUUAUUGUGGCCAAAAUGAAAAUCCACCUGCUUACAUACAAGGGAGCUUGCAAUUAGAGUCCAAUUGGAAAGAUGGUCGUUCUUUACAGGAUCUGUAUAGUUCCAGUGCUGACAUGCUACAAAACCAAUUUCAAGUUACUUCCAUUACCAAAUUACUACACAAAGAAACAGAAAAUGAGUGUGAUUUUGAAGUUACUGGACAAUCUUCUGGGAGUGUCAUUGCUGAUGGGUCACCAUUUGUGAUUAAUCUUUCCUCACCUACAAGGGCUGUAGAAGACAAACAGUACAUCAUACCUGGUGGUCUUGUGCAGCCUGCAAGUAUUUCCUUCAACCAAAAGCUGAGUAAGAGAGAAAGAAACAAGUCAAAAAGCCUGAGGGGAAAACAAAGAAGGCAAGAGCAAUGUCUACGGAAGCAACCUGCAAAUGAUAACCUGCAUACAGAUGAUGAGCAUGAACUCAGAGGAGAUAAAGAAAGCUAUCUCUGUGCUGUGUGUCUGGAUGUUUAUUUCAAUCCUUACAUGUGCUAUCCAUGCCACCAUAUCUUUUGUGAGCCUUGCUUAAGGAUGCUUGCCAAAGACAACCCAGCCAGCACACCAUGUCCACUGUGUCGCACUACAAUUGCCAGAGUCUUUUUCCAAACAGAUCUGAAUAACUCUACCAGAUCUUUUUUCCCUAUGGAAUAUUUGAAUGUAAAGGAAAAUUUUCAAAAAUCCAAUUCUGCUAAAUGGCCUCUACCAAGCUGCAAGAAAGCAUUCAGAGUUUUUGAAGCAGGUUUUCGAAGGCACUCAAAUACUGUAACAAGGAGGCAUUUCCCACAUGCUGCUCACAGGAUGGACUAUAUGGACUUUGAGGAUGAUAGCCGUGGAUGGCGGUUUGAUAUGGACUUGGUCAUCAUCUACAUUUAUUCAGUCAACUGGAUAAUAGGAUUUAUUGUUUUCUGUUUCCUUUGUUAUUUCUUUUUCCCUCUUUAGGCUGUAGAAAUAACAGUUUAGGAACAUGACAGUCAUGUGAACCAAAAAAUUGUGAAUAGAUAAAUAUUGAAAAAGGUAAGAUACUGCAUUUUUAUCAUUCAGAAUUGGAAUAGACUGCAUCAAGCAUGCUGUGAAGCUGUUUGAUACUUCUGCUAUAUGUGGCAAAGUACUUGAGUUUGGUUACAAAUGUAAUGUGAAAUCCACAUCAUACUUCAUUCAGUGGGAGUUCUGCCUUUUGGGAGAUUUUGAUAGGAAAAGAAUUUACCCCUAAUUUAUAAAAUUAUUACUCUGUAGAAGUACUCCCAGGUUUUAGGGGAUGUCUGCAUACUACAAAAGAAUGUCAUCUACAGAGUCAUGUAGGGGUUUAACUCUGUGUUGACACACUUUGCUCACUCAUUGGUGCUUCAAUUCCUCAUACAUAAAAGCAGUAAAGAUGCUUCCCAUUUUUACUCAGACCUUUUGGGAGCAGGAGCAGUGCUGUACUAUGCAUUAUAUAGACAUUAAUCAUAUUUCAGUGGCAUGAUCCAAAUCCUGGGAAAUUUUGACAACUGAUAGACCUGUCAGCAUUCCACUGUGGAUAUUUUGAGCCUAUUAACCAAAAAGAAAAAUUGUACUGCAGUGUGCUGACAGUUAAUCUUUUCAGCAAAUAGGAAUCAAAAGGAAUCAACUAACAACCACAAGUUAUGCACAAUAAGAGGACCAUUUUUGUGUAGAUUGCCAGUGCAGCACUGUACCUUUUUUACCCAUUCAGAUGAGUGUGUUUGGAUCUAGCAAGACAGCUGCUGGAGGGCAAGCAGCAGGCCUUCCAGCUAUGAUGCUGAGACACUGACCCAAAUAAAAACUGGAGACAGAAGCAUUCUCCAGUGUAAGAAAUCAGUAUCAGUAUUAAAUUGCUGUAAUCAUUGAGGAUACUUUUAAAUGUGAGCUCUCCAGGACUUUAUGUCUCGGGGGAGAGUACAUAAGAGGGCACAGUAUUUAUUUGCUCCUUUCUUGUGAAAUGAUUCUAAAGCACUUUAUAGUUAUUCU
Messenger RNA from Sturnus vulgaris (Common starling), 2880 nucleotides. RefSeq names its product ring finger protein 180 (gene RNF180). The record is from RefSeq and is a predicted model, not a curated record. NCBI's taxonomy places the organism in Eukaryota, Metazoa, Chordata, Aves, Passeriformes, Sturnidae. Gene Ontology annotation, biological process: serotonin metabolic process; protein polyubiquitination; norepinephrine metabolic process. Gene Ontology annotation, molecular function: metal ion binding; ubiquitin protein ligase activity; ubiquitin conjugating enzyme binding. Gene Ontology annotation, cellular component: endoplasmic reticulum membrane.